AUGUCGAGUCCGCUGUCGUCCGCGUCGGCCUUUUCCUCUACCGCGCUCCUCGAGUGCGUUAUCUGCGCCGAGACGAGCCGCUACGACAACGUCGAGGGCUUUGUCCAGUGCCGCGAAUGCUCGAGCGCGUUCUGCAUGCAAUGCUACCAAACGUACUUGGUGACGAAAAUCAACGAUGGCCUCGUGCUGCCGUCGCACCUCGUGUGUCCCGGCGAAGCCUGCGGCGUCGCAGUCACGAUGAACGACCUCGCGUUUCACGUGCCGCCCGAGACUCUCCGCAAGUUUCAAACGUUUUUUGCGAGCUCGGAGCACCGGGCGCGCGGUGGUCUCUUCUGCCCGCGCACCGACUGCGGCGCCCCGAUUCCAGUUAACGCCAAGGACAGCCUCUUCUUCAAACGGCGUGUCGACUGCACUGUGUGCCACAAGCGGUCGUGCCUCCGAUGCGGCGACGACUACCACCGCUUGCCCCGCGCCACGUGCAACGACAAGCUCUACAAAAAGUGGGUCAAGGCCACCAAGUCCCAGCAGUGCCCCAACUGCCGCUUCACGAUCGAGAAGAACGGCGGCUGCAACCACGUCUCCUGCAGCCAAUGCCACUACGAGUUUGAUUGGGCGUCUGGUCGCCCGUGGUCCAAGCACGGCCAGCGCUCCGUGCUUGGCACCGUGGCCCACGGCGUUGUGGUGACGGGCGUCGUCGUCCUUGAAGUCGUCGUCUUGCUCGCCGUCGUCGGGCUCGGGCUGCCCUGCGUUGCCGGCUACCAGCUCGUGCGCGCGUGCAGAGGCCACCGCGAGUCCAAAGGCGUCUGGACCAUGUAUGUCGACUGCAUCCGCGAGCUCGUCGCUGCCUUUCUCGGCCUCGACGACGACGAAUAG
Messenger RNA from Saprolegnia parasitica CBS 223.65, 873 nucleotides. RefSeq lists its product as hypothetical. The record is from RefSeq and is a predicted model, not a curated record. The transcript has a single exon. Gene Ontology annotation, molecular function: ubiquitin conjugating enzyme binding; zinc ion binding; ubiquitin protein ligase activity. Gene Ontology annotation, biological process: positive regulation of proteasomal ubiquitin-dependent protein catabolic process; ubiquitin-dependent protein catabolic process; protein polyubiquitination. The coding region runs from base 1 to 873 and encodes 290 amino acids. Lineage: Eukaryota; Oomycota; Saprolegniomycetes; Saprolegniales; Saprolegniaceae. Gene Ontology annotation, cellular component: ubiquitin ligase complex; cytoplasm.